AUGAUUGCCGGCUCAAAAGACGCUGCCGUCAGCCACGAUGACGUCGCGGCGAGUCCUGGUGCUGCCGCCGCCGCCGCCGCUGCUCCGUCGCCAAUGGCCAGCACGUCCGCCCGCGGCCUUGACGCCGCCGAGGAGUCCCAGCCCGGCAUCAAUUCGUUGAUGUACUCCGGCCGCUGCUGCGCACCUAGCAAUCGGUGCGUCUGCCGCCAAACGGAACGGCCAGGUCGCACUGUUAACAGCAGCUGUGGCGUUGUUGGCCGUGCUGGUGCUGCAGCGCUCGCGAUGACCUCCAUCGUCGCUUCAGCGACUCGGGUUUUCUGCAGCUACCUUCUGCAUCUAUUGGAGUUCAUCGGUACUAUGCUGCCCCUCAUCUCUAUCGGCCUUUAA
This is a messenger RNA of Volvox carteri f. nagariensis, 387 nucleotides long. RefSeq lists its product as uncharacterized. The record is from RefSeq and is a predicted model, not a curated record. Lineage: Eukaryota; Viridiplantae; Chlorophyta; Chlorophyceae; Chlamydomonadales; Volvocaceae. The transcript has 3 exons. Bases 1 to 387 code for a protein of 128 amino acids.